AUGGUGAUGACAAAAGGGAAAGGUAUAAGAAUAACAAUGAAAAAGAUACACAUAAGUUUUCAACAAUUUCUUUCACUUAGCUUCUCAGACAAAAACACAAGCAGUCAAGGAGUUUGUCUGUCUACUUCAUCAUACUCCUCUGAUCCAAAUGAGACUCACACUCAGCUGGUUCUGUCAAGAAACAGACGGGCAUUUCAUUCACGCUUGGAUUCUGGAAUAUCAUCCCUGCUUCCUUCAGACUCUUUUAAGUACUUUACUUGGAACAAAGUAGAACAAAAUGACAUUCAAGGAAGUCAACUGCGUUGCCCAAGGGUGAGAGAAGGACCCUCUGAAGAAGAGUUGGUUUUCAGAGAGGGGGAGCCGACUGUGCGUCCAAGGAAAAGAAUCCCUGAGAAAGGCAAAUGGAAAAUGUGGCUGCAAGAAAACUGGGAAGACUGUGUGAAUUUGAAUAUUUCAUUUCAGGAUUUGGGUGAUCCUUAUCAAGUUGAAAAUUUUAACAGGAUUCUUCGAAGAUUAAUUCGAGUCCAAAUCCUUUGGGUAAUGGAUAAUUCACUGGUGGAUUUAAGUGCCAUAAGAUUGCCAAGCUGCAGAGUUUUAAACCUAAACAGAAAUCAUCUUACAUCUUUCAAACAAUUGCCAAAGAUACCUCAGAUACAGCAUUUAUCCUUGGCUGAAAACAAGAUUGAGACUUUGACCGGACUCUCCAGUUUACAGUGCACCCCAUUAGAAUCCCUUAUACUCAAGAGGAACCCUUGUGAGUUCCACCAAAAUUACCGGCAACGAUCCUCCAAUUAG
This is a messenger RNA of Orycteropus afer afer, 795 nucleotides long. RefSeq lists its product as uncharacterized. NCBI's taxonomy places the organism in Eukaryota, Metazoa, Chordata, Mammalia, Tubulidentata, Orycteropodidae. Gene Ontology annotation, molecular function: protein binding. The record is from RefSeq and is a predicted model, not a curated record.